GGUCGAAAACUAAGCAUAAGUUCUAAACAUUCGGAAUCACGUUUUUGCCUUUUGCAAAGGUAUUAUUGACUCAAACCUGUAGUGGUUUGUGAUUAUGCCCAUUAAAAGGGGUCAUAUUGCACCACACAACACCUACAUUGUAACUCUUAUUAGGAAUUUUGACUCUCAGUAUGAAAACUUUAUCGUGGCAAAUGCCACACUUCCUUCCAGACCAAUUAUUUACUGUAGUGAUGGGUUUUGCGAACUUCUUCGAUAUACGAAGGGCCAGCUUAUGCUCAAGUCUUCAGCUUUAUCAAUUUUCUAUGGACCGGAGACUACUGUUGAUUCGAUGGAGACUUUGUUGGCAGCCCUUAAUCAGACUAACGAGACGGAAGUGCUUAUGAACCUUUAUUCCAGAGAUAAUUGCGUUAUAUGCUUCCGCAUUGUUGUAACUCCUGUCCGAGACGAGACUGGUGGGUUGCCACUCUACCUACUUUUUUUCAGGGAAGAGAUCAGUAACACACAAACCCUCGUGCAAAUGAACAAAGGACCAGGUCUGCGCACAAAGUGGCAGCUAAAAUCUUUUCGAGUAAACAAAAGCCCUAACCAUAUUCCGAAAAAUCCCAUUCGAACUAACAUAUCAAAAUCUACCAAACCUUCUGUCUUAGACGUGAGAAAGCAUUUCAGAGAUAAGAAGUGUGAUACAUCUGAUUCGAAGCUGGGCACGGUAGGUGAAGGUACUACUAUAACAGAGUCAUUGGCUCGUCCACAAAGCUUAUCUUCAAGCGAUCAGAUCCAAUUUAUUGGAGACUAUCCAAAUGAGUCUGUAUCUGGUCAGUCUAAAGAAUGUCGUCCAACUUCCUUAUUCUUACCUAAAAGUCAAGAUGAUUCACUUAAAAGAGAAUCUCUAUCAAAAAUCGAUGUUUCAGAAAGCCAGCACGGGACUCCUAAAUGCUCUGACAAAUCUAAGCGUAGACCAUCUACAUGGUAUAGAGGUUACACUGAAGAUGAGAGUUCAGAAAUAAUUCAUGGUUCUUCCAGAAAAAGCCGGCACUUACAUCCAACCACUGAAGAGUCUGAGGCCCUGCAAUUGGUGCUGAGUAGUCAUGCAGAGCCACCAAAAUCAUCCGUUACUGAGAAAUUUGCUCAAUUUCUAUCUAUGGAUGAAGAUUUACAUGUUGAGCAUCGUUUUCAAUCUCCACGUAUGCAUAAAUUUACAUUGAAACAUUAUAGUGUUUUUAAAGCUGUUUGGGAUUGGAUUAUAUUAGCACUUAUUAUCUAUACAGCUAUUUUUACUCCAUAUGUAACUGUUUUUCUCAUGAAUACAGGAAAUAAAUAUGCAAAAUUAAUUUCAUCAGGAAACAUAACAACAACAACACCACCGACAGCGAUCACUUUUGAUAUAAAUCGUACACAGAAUGAAUCUUCAACAAAUAAUCAUUCUGAAUCAUCAGAUAUUCUUCAUACUGCCCACCCAUCAAUCACUACCUCUUCAUCGUCACCAACAUUAUUAUCUACAGUGGACAUCUUAGUUGAUGUCAUGUUCAUCAUUGAUAUUUUAAUUAAUUUUCGUACAACUUAUGUGAAUAAAAAUGAUGAAGUUGUCUCACAUCCGAAACGUAUAGCUGCUCAUUAUAUUAAAGGCUGGUUUAUUAUUGAUCUGGUAGCGGCGAUCCCAUUCGAUUUGUUAUUUUUUCGUACAGCUGGAGAUCAACCUACUGCUCUAACAGGUUUAUUAAAAUCAGCUCGUCUUUUACGUUUAGUGGGUAUCGUACGUAAAUUGGAUCGAUAUUCGGAAUAUGGUGCUUCUAUUUUAGUACUAUUAACAGCAUUAUUCGCUUUAAUUGCCCAUUGGUUGGCGUGUAUUUGGUAUGCUAUUGGUAAUGCAGAACAUUUGUAUAGAGAUCCAAAAAUUGGUUGGUUAGAUACAUUGGCUAUACAUACUGAACAAUAUUACACUGAUCAACCGAAUUCCGGUCCUGAUUUAAAAACAAAAUAUAUCACUGCAUUGUAUUUCACUUUUUCUAGUCUUACAUCAAUUGGUUUCGGUAAUGUCAGUCCUAACACAAAUGCUGAAAAAGUAUUCUCUAUUAUAGUAAUGUUAGUUGGUUCUUUAAUGUAUGCAAGUAUAUUUGGUAAUGUUGGUGCAUUAAUUCAACGUCUUUAUAGUGGCACAGCCAGAUAUCACGCACAAAUGUUACGUAUUAAAGAAUUUAUACGUUUUCAUCAAAUUCCAAGUCCAUUACGUCAACGGUUAGAAGAAUAUUCUACACAAGUAUGGGAGCAUACAAAUGGGAUAGAUAUGACAAUGGUUCAGUAUAGUUUUCCGGAAUCAUUACAAUCUGAUAUUUGCCUUUAUGUAUAUCGUCAUUUUUUAAGCGGAUCAGCUGCAUUUAAAUCAUUAAAUGAUGGUUGCCUUCGAAAUAUCUCUUUAAGAAUUCGUUCUUCUCAUAUGCCACCAAGUGAUACUUUAGUACAUACUGGUGAUUUACUCACAGCUAUGUAUUAUGUUGUUAAAGGCAGUUUAGAAGUUGUAACAACAGAUGAUAUUAUUUUAGGUGUAUUAAAUCCUGGUGAUUUUUUUGGUGGUCUACCUCCAUUAGCUAGUGUACAAAAAAAUCCUUAUACUGUACAAAUGAAUUGUGGAUGGGAUUAUUGGUCAGAGAAUCAUUUGAAUCCUAUGAAUACAAAUGCAAAAUAUAUGCAAAUGGAUGAUUAUUCAUCUAUGCCUAAUACUACUGGUACUACUACUAAUUAUAAUAAUACUAAUAAUCAUAAUCAUAAUUCAAACAGUGUAAUUUAUCAACCAAAUCCACCUCCAAAAUCACGUUUUGCUGUUCGUGCAUUAACUUAUGCUGAUGUACAAUUUAUUGAUCGGCAUGAUUUAGCUGAAUUAUGUUCUAUUUAUCCAGAAUUAUCAUUAAGAUUAUUAGAACGUUUUGAAUUAACAUUACCGCUAACUAUUUCAUCUGAUACAAAACUUACCAAUACUACUAAUACGGAUCGUUGUUCUACCAUACCUAAUGUUGAAUCUUUCUUAGAUGCAACAUCAUCAUGGCAUAUUGUUUGUUCACUUUUAACUGGUUCAUUAACAUCACCUGGAUUAUCGAAACGUCCAAGUGAUUAUUCAAAAUUUUGUAUGUUAAAUGAAACGUCAUAUCAAAAUAGAUGUUUUGAUAAUCCAUUUAUUGGGAAACCAUCAUGGGAAUUAGAACGUUAUCAACGUUUAUUUGAUCACGGUGCAUUGUCAUUUCAUUUAACUAGUUAUUCAAAUGCUCAAAUUCCUGUAUGUUUUAUUGAUACAUUAUAUAAUAAUAAUGAUAGUAAUAAUAAUAAUACUUCAGGUGUUACUGCACCGUCCACACAUAAACAUAAUCCAGUUACACGUAAAUCAGAAUCAUUUACUAUGUGUUCAACGCAUUCAUCUGAACAAAAUCAUUCAUUGCCUAUUACACCUGUGACAAAUACUCAAACAUUACAUGAACGUCGAAUGCGUAUGCGAUUAGCGCGUAAUCUUCCAACCAGACAACAUCAACAAGUACCACCUCCGACAAUACCAUCAGUCCUAGUGCCUCCUACUUCUUCUUCUAGUUCUUCUGUGUCAAACCUUCCAGUAAAAUCAUCUGAUAAAAAUCAUAUGAUUCAUUCAUCUGUGAUAUAUCAACCGACAACUUUACGUGAUUUGAAUAAUCUAAACGAAGAGAAAGAAAUUAUUGAUUUGCUUGUGAAGCGUUUUGCUAGUGUAGAAAAACAAAUUGAGAAUCUUGACGUUCGUAUUUCUCAAUCGGUUACUACUAUUUUACAACAAUUAGAAAUGAAAAUAACAAAGCAUCGAUCAAUUCCAAUGUGAUAGAUUCAAUGAAUAGUUUGAUUAUUUUAUUUUCCAUUGUUUUAAACAUGUUUGCUCAAGUAUUUAGUUCUUCUUCUUCUUCUUCUUCUUCUUCUUCUUCUUCUUCUUCUUCUUCUUCUUCGUUUAGUAUUAGUAUCAGUAUUAUUGUUAGUAAUAAUAAUAAUAAUGGUCAGUGUUAUUAUUCGUAGUAUUCAUUUUGAAGCAUGGUAGAGUGUUUCUAUCCUCUAUAUAUCUAAUAACCUAUACAAAGGAAAAAAAACUCCUUUCUGAACUUUUAAUUAUGUAUAUGUAAUGAUCUUCUUGUAAUAUAAAUUAAUUUCUACUUAGAUAGAGAAACAAGAUUGUUUCUAGAAUUUUAUGAGUUUUGAUUUGAAUUGUCAUUAUUGAUUUAUUCAUGUAGUUUUUUUGUUUUGUUUAUUAUACUACUAAUCACAAAGUAUACCUGUAGAGUAUGUGCAUUUCUAUCGAAUGUAUAUACUUAACACAUUCGUAUAAAAAUGAAAACAUUUAAUGAUCAAAUAACCAUGGUAACAAUAUUAUACCAUGAGUUGUUAAGUCAUUUUUCAGAUGUUGUUCCCUUUUUUUUGGUGUGUGUAUAGAUUACUUUUGCCAAUGAAUCCUUAGUGGUGGUGGUAGUGUGUUCUCGUUUAUUUUUCUUGUAGACAAAUAAAAGUGAAAUAACCAAUGAUUGUUUACUUUUCUUGUUUUUGUUUAUUAUUGAUUGAAUUCAUUAUUUGUAAAAUUAUUCAUUAUUUCUAUUAUAUUCAUCUUUUCAAUUCAUCAAUUUGAUCUAAUCAAAACGAUGUAUUCAAUAUUGAAUAGAAAAAAAUGGACGAAAUUUAUGUAUAAACAUUGAACAUAGAAACUAUUAGUGCAAUAGAAACAGAAUAUAUUUUCUUUAAAUAGUAGAAAAAAAUUUCUUUAAUAUAUUUAUCUUUCAUAGAAAAUUUAUUUUUUAUUUUUUUCCCCCCCUCCCUCUUCUGUUUUAACGAUAUACUUAGUGAAUAAUUUGCAAAACAUUAUCGAUUUUUUGUUGUUGUUCAUUUAUGCAAUUAUUGUGUGUUUUUUUUUUGGUACAUUUUAUUUAAACAAAUAACGAACCAAGAAAAGGCAUUUAUUAUCCACCAUGUAAUGGGAGGUACUCAUCUAUCAACCACUGGUAACUCUAUCUAAUAUACAGAGAUUAUUCUGUUCAAUAUUAUUUUAUCUAGUUUUAUUUUCUCUUCUAUUUCGUUGUGAUUUAUUUCCACCCCCGACCCUCCAGAAAAUGGUUUUCUUUUAUGUGUGCAAUAAUAAUUCCUUUUUUUUGUGUGUGUGUUUUAAGGGAGUUGUUCAUUCAUUGUUACGUUGUAGAAAAUUGUAUAGUUGACAUAUUAGAUUAUUCAUAUAAUAACAAUAAUAAUCUUCUUAGAUAAAACAUUAAUUCAUAUAGAAACGUGUAUACAAUCGGAUUCUUCAAUCAUACAUAUUCAACAAAUGAUGAUAACAAUAAUAAAGGACCAAUCCAUUUUCUAGUCGACCUUCUUUUAAACUAUCUUGAUUUGAAAGAACUAUAUUCAACAGUGUUAUAUCCUUUAUUUUGUUUGGUUACAUUAUUUUACAAAAAAGUAUUUGUGUAUUGACAGAAAUAAAUAAAUAGUUGUAUCAUGUCAAAUAUACCAAAUAUAUAUAUAUACUACUCAAUAAAUAUAUUAUAAGUUC
Messenger RNA from Schistosoma guineensis, 5530 nucleotides. The record is from the annotation of a GenBank genome assembly. NCBI's taxonomy places the organism in Eukaryota, Metazoa, Platyhelminthes, Trematoda, Strigeidida, Schistosomatidae.